GUCUAAGCUACAGCAGGUCAACAUAUUCAGUACGGGAGGCGGGUCCUAUGUGCGGGGAAGAUGAGCUGCGGACUCUGAGUGCUGCUCACUGGUCGUGAUUUCACCGAUGCGGAGCUGAGCGGACACACAGACAUGGUGACACGUGGAUUUUUGCGGGCGAGAGGACCCACCGGCCACCGGGUGUUGGAUUAACGGAGUCGUCGCAUGGGUGUGUAUCGGCGUCCCGGACUGCAGCCGCUUUUCAUUCUCGCUCCGGGACCCGGCGAUGCGCUCUUUAAAGGAAACGGGUUUCGCAGAGACAUCCGGAAAACGCAUCCAUGCGCCACGGCUACCCCGCAUCCAGAUAUGCCUCUGACAGCACAAAGCCUGGUAUCAAGGAGCCCCGAUAAGAAACCGCACAUACAAACCGGCAUGGGUGCGUCAACGCGGUUAUUUCGCUACAUUACGCGGAUGAGGCUUCGGAGCGCAAUUGUGCAAUGAGACAAUCGGGAAUGAUCAAGUAGACUUUAUUGAUAGGCUACAGAAUCCGACAAUAUGGCUGAUCAGAGCAACAUCCAGUCCGCCGCCUCCAAGAGUAUCCGGCCCUUUAAAUCUAGCGAGGAAUACCUGUAUGCCAUGAAGGAGGAUCUGGCUGAAUGGCUGAACACCCUGUACGACCUAGAUAUCACUGCGGACACCUUCAUGGAUGGGCUGGGGACGGGCUGUGCCCUCUGUCGGCACGCCAACAACGUGAACCGAGCCGCGCAGGACUUCCAGCUGGAGUACCCGGAGGCUGCACAGUCCAUGAAGGUGCCAUCUAAAGAUGUGGUCUUUCAGUCACGCAAUGUUGUCCCUGGCUCGUUCCUGGCGCGGGAUAAUGUGUCCAAUUUCAUCAGCUGGUGCAGGCAGGAGCUCUGGAUCAAGGACGUCCUCAUGUUUGAGACCAACGACUUGGUGGAGAGAUGCAACGAGAAGAAUUUUGUGCUGUGUCUUCUGGAGGUGGCGCGACGUGGGUCCAAGUUUGGCAUGUUGGCCCCCAUGUUGAUCCAGCUGGAGGAGGAGAUCGAAGAGGAGAUCCGGGAUCAGGAGAGCCUGCGGAUCGAUGCAGGGGAGCCAGCUGAGCAGAGUCCGCCCAGCAGGUGUUUCAGUCGGAAGGAGAGCAGCCACAGUGUGGAGGAUGAGGAUGAACCUGAACCUGAGCCCUUCAUCUGGCAGCCGAAGAGAGUUUUAUGUGACAUGCGAAAUUUGGAUGAGUUGGUGCGUGAGAUUCUGGGCCGGUGUUCCUGUCCAGCUCAGUUUCCCAUGAUCAAGGUGUCGGAGGGGAAGUACAAAGUGGGAGACUCAAGUGCAUUGAUCUUCAUAAGGGUCCUUCGUACUCAUGUGAUGGUGCGUGUUGGAGGGGGCUGGGACACAUUAGAGCACUAUUUGGACAAGCAUGACCCAUGUCGUUGUGCUGCUUUUGCCCACCGCUACCACCAGGCUAAAGCCAGUGGCCAAGGUGGGGGAGGCCAUAGCAAGUCCUCGAGUGCCCACUCCUCCCGCUCCACCAGCCCAGGUCCACACUGGCGAAAUGAUGGCAUCGCACCUUACAAACCUCCUGACAGGCGCUCCUUGGAGCCCCCAUCUGCUCCAUGUGCCUCUUCCUCCUCCACGCGUUCCGGCCGCUCUCAGAACACUUCUGGCUCCACCGAGCUCGACUCCGGUGCAGCACGUACUUUACUCCCACGGCCGCCACGAGACCGCUCAGAACCCCGCCACUUUAAUCCUCUCAGGAAUAAGGAGACAAAGUUACCACUGACGAGACGUCUGUCUGGAGACAGUGACUCCUCUACAGCCUCCUCUAAAGGAGGAGGUGGAGGAGGAGGAGGAGGACGGUACUCUCUUGGUGGUUCCUCACGGCGCUCUGGUGAAGAGGUAGUCCUGCUUGUCAAUCGAAAGGAGGGGAAGCAUUUGAUCGAGAGGCCUGGAGCUCGAAAUCAGUCCCCGUCCCUGCGUCCCUCACUUCCCCGCGCACGCAGUCAGUCUCGGGAACGUCCUGCACUCGCUCCAAUACUCAAACCCAACCCACCACAAGGAUCAUCUGAUGGACCUCGAACGUCCCGCACAGAGAGGGGCCGGUCCCUCGGAAACGAGGGCCCGAGAAGGCUCCAUGCUCCACGUUCCCACAGCCAGAGUAAGUUAUCUAGCCGUACGCGGUCAAGUGAUGCCAGCCCGGGACCCGUUUCCUGUUACAGAGACCCUCAGCCCCCACCCUCAGACAGACGAGAGGACCUUAGGGCCAAACAAAUGCCCCCAUCCUCUCCCAGAUUAGGUGGUGGGUUCACCAAGCGGCAGUCGUCCUCGUGCUCUAACUCACCUAUUAAAGGGGUCCAGAACAACAACAGCAGCCCCAGCAAGAAGACAAUAACUACUCCCAGACCUCCUGCCCCUCGCUCACCCUCUGUAGGAAAAGGCAGACUACUCCCACCAGUCAGCUCAGGAGGUCGACGUUCACCACACUCAUCUCCCCGCAACUCACACCAUCAUGCUGCCCGCUCACCUCGAACAUUACAGGGCCCUCGCUCUGCUGGGCGGGGCCACCAUAGGAACUGGUCUGGCCUGGAGCGCCAGGAGCCCGAGGAGGAAGAACAGGGCCUUGGCUUCCAGAUUUUACCAACACUAGACCCCCAGAGGGAGCAGGACCUGUAUCGCAGCUUUGAGGCUGAGUUUUUGGCCAAUACACAGCAGGUUAGAGGAGUGUCUAGCAUAGCUCCAGGAGGAGCGACCCUGCAGACAGCUGGGACACAUUCAGUGCCCGCACCCACUGAUCCUAAUGUCACUGACUCCGCUUAUUCCUCUUCUAACUCCUCCACCUCCUCCCUGAAUGUGGGGGCAAAGAUAGGAACUCUGCCUGACCUCAGGGAAUCCAAGAGGACUAAUUUCCGUCACUUCCCAGUGGAGGAUCCCUUAAAUUUACUUUAUGGACAGAAUUUUGUAGGACCACACAACUUUGGUCAAGGAGAGCCUGAGCACUGGGGAGAGCGUGGAGGAGGACUCAAGAAGCUCCCAGCCAUCUCUAGUUCCAUAGAGGAGAGGGAACUUCCAUCUUCCCUGCCUGGUCUUAGAGACACAGCGUCAGACAUAUUGAUGAAUCAGGUCCCCUCACAACCUGCUUUCCACUGUACUAAUAUGAAUGGAGACCAUGGUGGUUUUCCUCCUACAGGGGGGCUGACAGGUCAGCAGGGUCAGCUUGGCUGGGGCACAGGACCUGAAGGAGAUGUUCCUCUGGAGAAUCACCAGCCAAACUUACCUUAUGACCUAGAAAAUGGUGACGGUAGUGAUGACCUCCCGCCCCCAGAGGCUUGCCCGUCACCAGUGCCCCUUCCCCCCUCUGAGGACUGCUCCUUCCAGGAUUCCUCUAGUGAAAACUCUUCCAUGUGCUUCAGCCUGAGCGAAUCCCGCUCUGAGUCCCCGCCACCAUCUUCCCCCCUGGCCAACGGGGACACAGAUGGAGAGGUGUUGAAGACUAAGAAAGGGCAAAAGAAGGGAGACAGGGUAGCCCCUAUCUCAAAGCACAAACUGAGAACCAGGAUCAGGCCUCGUAUUGACAACAGGCCAGAAAACAGCCCCUCACGUAUCCCCACGCCGGUCAGCUACAGAGAUCUACAGGCUCACGACACGCUUUCUCCAUGCCACACCCCACCAAUGUCUCCUCAAAGCUCGCACUCUACUGGUCGUCCAGCAACAUGCAAGAGCCUGCACCAGGCCUUCGCAGACAUGAUCCAUCCUCAACCACGAUCCCCAGCCAUGGGCAACAAAGAGUGCUCCUACCCUGGACAGUCAGGGAGCCUGGACACUGAAGCUUGGAUGUAGCACAAAUGACACAGGGGGUUGUUCUCAUGAACUUUGACUACUGUGUAAAAAAAACCCAACAAACGUAAGGCUGGGCUAUAGACUGUUUUCAUUGCAUGUCUAACACUCCUUCUUUUUCACUUAGUUUCUCCCCUGAAUACCUGCAGGGGGUUCACGUUGCUUUUAUUUUGCACUCAAGCCAAAAUUAUUUAUUACCAAAGGAAUGGUCUUUAAUGUUACUUUUACUGUAAUUUUAAUGUGUGCAUGGGGAUGAUUUUGCCAAUCAUAAGGUGUUUUUUUUUUUUUUUUUGCAAGACACUUUCUCAUGGUUGAUACAGAGAGAUAGAGAGAGAGCAUAUGUGCUGCCAUGUGCCCCACUGAGGGGCAUGGUAAAGUGCCAGGGAUUUAAAGCUGCAACUCUAUAAACAGUGUAAACACUAAACCUUUAGUCAGAUAGAUUGGCUCCCUCUUGUGGUUUGCCAGAGCAUCUCAGCUUGCCUUGAUAGUCAAAAUACUGUUUUGAUGUGAUAUUUUCAGUCUCUCCACAUUAGUGGUUUUCACAUAUGACUCAUUAUACUCAUAUUUACAAUAUAUUGAUAGGUAACAUAGACAAAGGUACCCCCAUCGUUCUUCUGUCUUUAUGAACAUUACAUGCACUACCAACGUCUGUACAGUUGUCUGUUGUGAUUAAUGUCUGAUUUUUCACAACAAUUGGUGUAGUUAAGAUAGAUAUUUGUUUUUGGAUGCUUAAUAUGUUACAGGUUUUCAACAUUAUGUUUAAUGCAGUAAAACAUUUUAACCAUAUUUCUACUUUAAGUGGAUUGAACCUAUACAUUUACGAGGAGCAGUGAAGGUUGUAUUACUUUGUGUCAUUGUCACUGAAACAGAAAUGUUGAGAGCUCUUCCUCUGACCAAACUGUAUUCUGGAAAAUAUACAUGUGCAAAAAGUAAAAUGCUUUGGAGAAUGAAUGUGUAAAUACAUGUUGAUGUGCUCACUGAUAGACAUGGGCAUUUUGUAUAUAAAAAGGCAUUGAAUAUACAGUUUAAUGUACAUAUUCACUGUAAUCAGUUCUGUGCUGCCUUAGCUAUGCAAUAUUGGUGGUGGAAAUGCCUUGACAAUUCCCUUUGCCUUAAGAUUUAGUCGCAGAUUAGUUUUUGAAUGUUUUCACUUGACAUCACUAAGAUCUAUUCGGUAACACUACUUGCCAUCAUUAACUGUUUAUGAUGAUAGAAAUUGGAGAGUUUGAGUGUGAAUGUGGAAAAAAUAGUGAGGAACAUUGCCAAUUUGAAUUAUAAAUUAUACUUGAUGAAGGUGUACAAAUCAUGAUAAAGAUAUAUAAUUUAUUGCCUCUGAAUCAUAUUAGUGGUUAGAAGCCAGAUAACCUACUUACCAGAUGGAUUUCAAAGACAUGGCACAAUCUGUGGUGACCUCUAGUGGCUAAUGAAAGACAAGAAAUAAGAGUCUGUUUUCCUGACACAGUACUUUUCCCUCCAUAGUGUCCAGUGCUGAUUAGAGCCAAUAAAAAUGGUAUUAUAAGGUGAAGUUUGAUGGAUGAAGAAUGAUUUUGACGUGAGUGUCUACGUGUGUGCAACAGUGCAUGAAUAAUAGAUACUGUAACUGGAUAUGUUCUCUUGUGAUGCUCUUGCACAGAGUAUUAAAGGCCAGGCUCCAGCUACUGUACUUCUGUUGUUGGUAUUUGAACAGAUGUGGACUUGUGGACUGUAAAAUAUAAUUGAAAGUGGAGAUGUAGGAAUUGUUGUGUUAGUGCCCUGCAGCCAUCUCCAAAAACAUCUUGUGAGAAAUUGGUGGCCGUUUGUUUUUGAUGGGUUUAAAAUGGGUUUUCGGUCGGUAAAAAAGAAAGAAAGAAAAAGUGGAUCACGUGUUUUUGUAGGCCGCUGUGAAUAGGCUAGGAAAAAGAAGAGUGCAUAUGUGUGUACAUACUGUAUGAGAAUAUGUACAGAGUUGGAGUGAAGAAGGGAGAGUGAUGUUGGUCUAAUUUAUUUAUUUAAGAAAUUAAUUGAGUGAGCUGUAAAUGUUCAGUGAAAUCCAAAUGAGGCAGGUCCCAACGUGUAUAAACAUCAUGCAUUUUAAAGAGUUUUAAGUUUUCUCAACAGUACACCGUAAAGAGACACAAUAAUGAGUUAGAAAUGUUUAAAACUGGUAUGAUCCUCCAGAUAAACUAAACACAUCGGGGCUGUUUUGCAAUAUUCAGAGGUACAGUAAUUUGAUUUAAUGCUGACUGCUCAUUGCCACAGAUAAUUUACGGUGUACCAGUAUUGUUGGAGCUACAUUGAUCCGAUAUGUAGCCGGUUAUCACUUUCACCUGUAUAAACAGAUGUAUUCUAGUUGUUUUAAAUGUAAAUUUGUUUUGGCUUAUUUGAAGACAUUUGCAUUUUGAUCAACUGGUCGUCUAAAAUCUGCCAGUUAUGUAAACUGUGACUUCAUAAAAACACGCCAUGAAAUUCGGUUGUCCUGACAUAAUCUUUGUCCUGCACAACUUCAUGCAAAUUUAAUGAAACUCUCUCUCUCUCGUUCUCUCAAUCCCUAAUCAGCGAAAUUUUGAAUGUUCAUGAUCAGACAAUUUCUUGUUUGCUAAUGUUAUUUUCACUAAAAACUUAAGUUAAAUGUACAGAUUGCUUGACAUUGUGGAAUUUGUAUGUAUGAAAUAGCAAUACUGCAACAUUUCACUGUUUUGUUCUGAUUUUUUGAAGUUGAAAAUGCUGUCAAGUUGUUCUUGUAAUAAAUAUUUUCCUCUGAAGUUUA
Morone saxatilis (striped sea-bass) is the source of this 6574-nucleotide messenger RNA. RefSeq names its product growth arrest-specific 2 like 1 (gene gas2l1). The coding region runs from base 535 to 3831 and encodes 1098 amino acids. Lineage: Eukaryota; Metazoa; Chordata; Actinopteri; Moronidae. The record is from RefSeq and is a predicted model, not a curated record. The transcript has 5 exons. Gene Ontology annotation, cellular component: cytoplasm; stress fiber; actin filament. Gene Ontology annotation, molecular function: microtubule binding; cytoskeletal adaptor activity; actin filament binding. Gene Ontology annotation, biological process: actin crosslink formation; microtubule bundle formation; regulation of microtubule polymerization or depolymerization.